UUACUUAUAAAGAUCAUUGACCUACUUUUCUAUUAACCUUGCCUUAUAAGAACUUGUUUCAUUCUUUUAAGUUUUCUCUUGUUUUGUGUCUGCAUCAGCAUCUAAAUCAAUAUUUUCUAUCUUCUCAACAACUACUUAAUUAGAUAAAACAAUCACCAAGCAUGUUUGGAUGUCCAGAGACAGAAAGACUAGAUGAAAUAGGAAAAAUCAAUUCAGAGGGAGAAACAUCAUCUCAAAUGGGAAGGAAGCAUUUUCAUGGCCAAGUUAUUGGAACAACCUUAAACACAGUAACUCCUUGUGCUGCAUGUAAGCUAUUGAGAAGAAGGUGUGCUGAGGAAUGCCCUUUCUCUCCUUACUUUUCACCACAUGAGCCUCAUAAAUUUGCAGUUGUUCAUAAAGUGUUUGGUGCAAGCAAUGUCUCCAAAUUGCUAUUGGAGGUACCUGAAGGACAAAGAGCAGAUGCAGCAAAUAGUAUGGUUUAUGAAGCAAAUUUAAGGUUAAGAGAUCCUGUUUAUGGAUGCAUGGGUGCAAUAUCAACAUUACAACAACAAGUUCAAUCUUUACAAGCAGAACUUCAUGCAAUUAGAGCUGAAAUACUAAAAUAUAAAUAUAGAGAAGCAGCUUCUUUUAUUUCUUCUCAACAAGUAUCAAUCCCUACAAAUGCAAACUCACAAGGUCUUUCUCAACCUCUUGUUCUUCCUACUUUAGAUCCUCCAUCUCCUUCUCUUCCUCCACCACAAAAAGUAUUAGCUUCUCAAUCCAUUAUCCUUUCGUCGUUGUCUUCGUCUUCGGGUUCCUCUGUCUACACUACAUCUAAGAGUACAAUGAGUCAUGGAUCUAUUUCUAGUGAAAAUAUUCCAUAUUUUAUUUAGGUUUAUUUGAAUAUUAUUAUUCAUUUUAUGUAGGAACAAUAUUAUGCUUAAUUUCUUAGAAGAGUUUCAUGUAUAACUUGACUCAUCUUUUUGGUCAUUUUUCUUUUUCUUCUCUUUUGUUUAGUUGAGAGUUUAUUGAGAAGGGAAAGAAAUUAGUCCUACUACAUUGAUAUGCUUUUUAGUAGUAUAUUUUGUACUACUUUUAUACUAUUUCAAUUUUACCUGAUUUGUCUUUAUUUGUAAGAAUAAUAAUGCAUUUUGAAUA
This is a messenger RNA of Trifolium pratense (red clover), 1137 nucleotides long. RefSeq names its product LOB domain-containing protein 13-like. Lineage: Eukaryota; Viridiplantae; Streptophyta; Magnoliopsida; Fabales; Fabaceae. The coding region runs from base 162 to 872 and encodes 236 amino acids. The transcript has 3 exons. The record is from RefSeq and is a predicted model, not a curated record.